This is a messenger RNA of Cornus florida, 2331 nucleotides long. Its product is annotated as BTB/POZ domain-containing protein DOT3. The transcript is spliced from 6 exons. Gene Ontology annotation, molecular function: protein binding. The coding region runs from base 191 to 2059 and encodes 622 amino acids. Lineage: Eukaryota; Viridiplantae; Streptophyta; Magnoliopsida; Cornales; Cornaceae. The record is from RefSeq and is a predicted model, not a curated record.
UGACAAGAAAGUUAAGAAACCAUCCAGGCAUCCACCAACCAUCUCAACAUUAUUAUCCUUCCAACCACAAACUCACCUCUCACACAUUUACUCAGACUAUGCCCCACACCUCUUAAGACUUUCUAUCAGAUAAAUUGUCUCCAACAACAAGUCUGGAGGGAGGGAGUCAGCAAGAAUAAGUCUCUUCCAAAUGGCUCAGCUACAAAGCCCUGAAAGUGAUUUCGAUGGCACGAAUUCAGUUCAAAACCAAAGUAUAGCAAUCCCAGCCAAAUUCAUUGCCAUAGCCGAUAGCUUCGAGAAGAAAGAGCAUUCAUGGUUUGCCACUUCUCAAAUUCCAACAGAUCUAUCCAUUCUAGUUCAAGACAUCACCUUCAACGUUCACAAGUUUCCGCUGAUUUCAAGAUGUGGCUUCAUAGGCCGAAUAGGAUUCCAGCCUUCAAACUCAAAUUUAGGGUACGACAUCAAGCUUGAGAAUUUCCCAGGUGGACCGGAAACAUUUGAAAUCAUUUUGAAAUUCUGUUAUGGUCUCCCAGUAAGCUUAAACCCUAACAACGUGGCUUCACUAAGAUGUGCAUCAGAAUUUCUAGAGAUGACUGAAGAGUUCGAAGACGGAAACCUUAUCGCUAAGGCAGAAGCUUUCCUCACAUUCGUUGUCCUUUCCUCGUGGAGAGAAACCAUUACUGUUCUCAAAUCUUGUGAAACUCUGUCUCCAUGGGCAGAAAACCUCCAAAUUGUCCGAAGAUGUUGCGACUCAAUUGCUUGGAAAGCUUCCCAGGGCAAUCCAACAAUCGGAGAAACGAUUAAUGAAGAAAGCUGGUGGGUUGAGGAUGUGGCUACCCUCCGAAUAAAUCAUUUCAUGAGGAUUAUAACUGCAAUAAGGGCAAAAGGAAUGAAGCCAGAAACUAUAGGUUCUUGUAUCAUGCAAUAUGCAGAGAAAUGGUUGCCUUGCAUGGAUAUAGAGUUAGAGGGAAUAAGAAAAUAUAGUUACGGAAAAAGUGAGUUGCAAUUGAGCAUUACGAGCGGUAGGAGGCAGGAAGGAGCUGUUGGGAACAAUAAGGACCAAAGAAUGAUUAUAGAGAGUUUGGUGAGCAUACUGCCUCCUCAAAAAGAAGCUGCUUCAUGUAAAUUCUUGUUGUGGAUGUUAAAGAUGGCUAUAGCAUAUUCAGCAUCACCAGCUUUGAUUUCGGAGCUUGAGAAAAGAGUGGGUAUGGUGUUAGAGAAUGCCAAUGUGAAUGACCUUUUGAUUCCUAGCUGUAGAAUUGGAGAUCAAGGGGACCCAAUUAAUUCACCUGAAGAACGCACGAUGCAUAACAUUGAUGUGGUGCAAAGAAUUAUAGACUAUUUCUUAAUGCAUGAACAACAACAGCAUGACCAUCAGCAGCCACAACAAAAGUCGGGAAAAGUGAAAGUUAGCAAACUUUUGGACAAUUACCUAGCAGAGAUAGCAAGAGACCCGAAUCUCUCCAUUACCAAGUUCCAAGUUUUGGCUGAAGCCUUGCCAGAAAAUGCUCGAACAUGUGAUGACGGUCUAUAUAGAGCUAUAGAUACCUACCUCAAGACUCAUCCUUCACUGUCAGAGCAUGACCGAAGAAGACUGUGCAAAGUAAUGGACUGCAAAAAGCUGUCACUUGAUGCAUGCAUGCAUGCUGCGCAAAAUGAUCGACUGCCUCUAAGAACCAUCAUUCAGGUUUUGUUCUCAGAGCAAGUCAAGAUAAGGGUAGCUAUGCAGGGGAAGGAGCAAGCAGCAAGUGGUAAUAUUUCAGACCAGGAAGAUAGUUGGUCAUCAACCAAAAAGGAUAUCAUGACCCUUAAAGCAGAACUGGAGAAAGUAAAAAUGGAAAUGGCAGAGAUGCAGAGAGAUUACUCGGAGUUGCAACAAGAGUAUGAAAAGCUAAACCACAAGCAAAAGAAUUUAUCAGGUUGGAUGUCUGGGUGGAAGAAGAUCAAGAAGUCUUCUCUUUUCCAUGGAAAAGUGGAUGGUGAUGAAACAGCAGAGAGGGAACAAAGAUCCAACCCCACAGGCUGCAGAGUCAGCUUCCGCCGGGCAUCCCUCUCCUGAGAUAUCUCAAAAUUCACUAUCCUACAACAUAAAUUAGAAAUGUAGCCUAAUCCUAUGCAUCUUCUUCCCAUUGCUGGGUGCUUCUGUCAAAUAAGGUUUAUUGCAGGUCUCACAAUUGGUGUUUUAACUUAUUUCUCCUUGGCUUCACACUUAUAAAAAGAUGUGAGAAUUCAUAUUGGUGGACAAUAGCUCAAGCAUAUAGAUAUAUCACAUAUGUAAUCUUAAUCAUAUUCUUCUUUUAAAUUCACUUUUAUAACAUAAUGUUUUAUCCA